AAAUGGAUGUGGUAGCAAGAUUAGCGUCGCAAAGAGCAGUGGUGAUAUUCAGCAAGAGUACGUGUUGCAUGUCUCAUGCAAUUAAACGGUUGUUUUACGAGCAAGGUGUGAGCCCGGCGAUUGUAGAGAUCGACCAAGACAUGUAUGGGAAAGAUAUCGAGUGGGCCUUGGCCCGAUUAGGCUGUAGCCCUACGGUUCCUGCGGUUUUUGUCGGAGGGAAAUUCGUAGGAACGGCCAAUACCGUUAUGACUCUUCAUCUCAAUGGAUCAUUGAAAAUGUUGCUCAAGGAGGCUGGUGCUUUGUGGCUUUAGCACUCAUCAUUUGAUCUUUACUUUGAGUCUUUGAAAGUCUCUUCACUUUAUGUACGUUUAAUUAAAGCAUAUGUGAAGAAGAACUACUUUGUAUUGAGAGUUAUUAAAUAUAUGUCUAUGUG
Arabidopsis arenosa is the source of this 433-nucleotide messenger RNA. NCBI's taxonomy places the organism in Eukaryota, Viridiplantae, Streptophyta, Magnoliopsida, Brassicales, Brassicaceae. The record is from the annotation of a GenBank genome assembly.